GCCCGGAGCCCUCGGGUCGAUUUAGCUCUAAGCGCCAGCUUGAAGCGGCGGCCGGGCGGCAGGUGAGCAGCUCUUCCAUUCCUUGCCUGUGUGUCCGCAGGCUUCGGGUGCUCAGACCUGAGGGCAGGAGAGGGGGGUGGGUUUCACAGGAACGCGGGGCGGGGGUCGGCUGCCCCUGGGGCUCUCCGGACCGUUGCUUAAUGCUGGCCCAGCCCAGAUCUCUGGAGUCAGACCCCCAGGGGUGCCCGAGGGACCCAGUUCAGCCUUGAUGGAGCUCCUCCCGCCACUGCUUCAGUCCUUCCUGUUGCUGCUGCUGCCUGCUGUGCCCACGGCGGGCCGGGACUGGCAGUGCCCGCGUACCCCCUACGCGGCCUCCCGAGACUUUGACGUGAAGUACGUGGUGCCCAGCUUCUCCGCCGGCGGCCCAGUACAGGCCUUGGCGACCUAUGAAGGCGGCAGGGAUGGGAGUGCCGUGUUUGUGGCCACACGCAAUCGCCUACACGUGCUUGGGCCUGACCUGCAGUCUGUGGAGACCCUGGCCACAGGCCCCGCUGGAGACCCUGGCUGCGAGACGUGUGCGGCCUGUGGCGCAGACUCCCACGGCCCACCAGGCGACACAGACACGCAAGUACUGGUGCUGGAGCCAGCACUGCCCGCGCUGGUCACCUGUGGCUCAAGCCUGCAGGGCCGCUGCUUCCUGCAUGAGCUGGAGCCAGGCGGGACAGCCCUGCACCUCGCAGCGCCAUCCUGCCUCUUUUCAGCCCACCACAACCGGCCCGAGGACUGCCCUGACUGUGUGGCCAGCCCACUGGGCACCCGCGUGACCGUGGUUGAGCAAGGCCAGGCCUCCUACUUCUACGUGGCAUCCUCACUGGACACAGCCGUGGCUGCCAGCUUCAGCCCGCGUUCGGUGUCCAUCAGGCGCCUCAAGGCUGACGCCUCCGGAUUCGCACCUGGCUUUGCCGCGCUGUCAGUGCUGCCCAAGUACCUCGCCUCCUACCGUAUUGAAUAUGUGCACAGCUUCCGUUCGGGAGCCUUCGUCUACUUCCUGACUGUGCAGCCAACCAGUGUGACAGACGCUCCUGGUGCUCUGCACACACGCCUGGCACGGCUCAGCGCCACCGAGACAGACCUGGGCAACUACCGGGAGCUGGUCCUGGACUGCCACUUUGCUCCUAAACGCCGGCGCCGUGGGGCCCCAGAGGGUGGACAGCCCUACCCAGUGCUGCAGGCGGCCCACUCAGCUCCAGUGGGCGCCCAGCUGGCCGCUGAGCUGAGCAUCGCUGAAGGCCAGGAAGUGCUGUUUGGGGUCUUCGUGGCUGGCAGGGAUGGCAGCCCUGGUGUGGACCCCCACUCUGUCGUCUGUACCUUCCCCAUUGACCUGCUGGAUACCCUAAUCGAUGAGGGUGUGGAACGCUGUUGUGAGUCCCCAGUGCACCCAGGCCUCCGGCGAGGCCUUGACUUCUUCCAGUCGCCCAGUUUUUGCCCCAACCCGCCUGUCCUGGAGGCCCCCAGCCCCAAUACCAGCUGCCGCCACUUCCCUCUGCUGGUCAGUAGAAGCCUCAUGCGUGUGGACCUAUUCAAUGGGCUAUUGGGACCAGUGCAGGUCACUGCGCUGCACGUGACACGCCUUGACAAUGUCACAGUGGCCCACAUGGGUACAACUGAUGGGCGUAUCCUACAGGUGGAGCUGGCCAGAUCACUCAACUACUUGCUGUAUGUGUCCAACUUCUCACUGGACAGCAAUAGGCAGCCCGUGCAGCGCGAUGUCAGUCGCCUUGGGGAUCACCUACUCUUUGCCUCUGGGGACCAGGUCUUCCAGAUACCUAUCCGGGGUCCUGGCUGCCGCCACUUCCUCACCUGCAGAAGUUGCCUGCGGACACAGCGCUUCAUGGGCUGUGGCUGGUGUGGAAGCAUGUGUGGCCGGCAGAAGGAGUGUCCUGGCUCGUGGCAACAAGACUACUGCCCACCUGAGCUUGCUGAGUUCUACCCCCACAGUGGACCCCUAAGGGGCAGCACAAGGCUGACCUUGUGUGGCUCCAACUUCUAUCUGCACCCUGCUGGUCUGGUGCCUGAAGGAACCCAUCACAUCACCGUGGGCCAAAGUCCCUGCCGGCUCCUGCCCAAGGACACCAAAAAACUCAGCCCAGUGCCCCAGCAGGGUUUUGUAGAGGAGCUGCAGUGUAAGCUGGAGCCCUUGAGGACCCAGGCAGCGGGGCCUACCAACAUCAGCCUCACCGUGACUAACAUGCCACCAGGCAAGCACUUCCGUGUAGACGGCACCUCCGUGCUGGGAGGCUUCUCUUUCGUGGAGCCUGUGCUGACAGCAGUGCAACCCCUCUUUGGCCCACGGGCAGGAGGUACCUGUCUCACCCUUGAAGGCCGGGGCCUGUCUGUAGGCACCAGCCGGGCUGUGCUGGUCAAUGGGACUGAGUGCCUGCUAGAACGGGUCAUUGAAGAACAGCUUUUAUGUACCACACCCCCUGGGGGUGCCACGGCCAGCGUGCCCCUUAGCCUGCUAGUGGGGGAUGCCAAGGUGCCUGGUUCCUGGACCUUCCACUACAGGGAAAACCCCAUUGUGUUGAACAUCAGCCCCAACUGUGGCUACACUGGCUCCCAUGUUACCAUCCGUGGCCAACAUCUGACUUCAGCAUGGCACCUAGUGCUGUCAUUCCAUGAUGGGCUUAAGGCAGUGGAGAACAGGCAGUGUGAGGGGAAGCUUCCGGAGCAGCAGCAGUGCCGCCUGCCUGAAUAUGUGGUCCGAGCCCCCCAGGGGUGGGUGACAGGGAAUCUGAGUGCUUGGGGUGAUGGAGCUGCUGGCUUUACACUGCCUGGCUUUCGUUUCCUAUCCCAACCCCAUCCACCCAGUGCCAACCUAACCCUGCUGAAACCUGAGGAGCAUGCUGUUAAGUUCGAGUAUAUUGGAUUGGGCGCUGUGGCUGACUGCGUGGAUGUGAACGUGACCGUGGGUGGUAAGAGCUGCCAGCACAAGCUCCUGGGGGACGUGGUUGUCUGCCCCCUGCCUCCCUCCCUGCAUCUUGGCAGGGAUGGUGUCCCAUUGCAGGUCUGUGUGGAUGGUGAAUGUCACACCCUGGGUAGGGUGGUGCGGCAGGGCCCAGAGGGGGUCCCACAGAGCACGCUCCUUGGUAUCCUGCUGGCCUUGCUCCUGCUUGUGGCUGCACUGGUCACUGUGCUGGUCUUCAACUACUGGCGGCGGAAGAAGCAACUAGUUCUUUUUCCCAACCUGGAUGACCUGGCAUCCCGAGACCAGACCACUGGCGCCAUGCACCUGCCCAUGCUCCGCUUGGGCUCUGACUGCAGAAAUGGCCUUGGUGAGAUGGUAGAAGCCCUAGAAACUAGGACCGCCCCUCUCCCCACAAGCCCCUCACUCUCUCUUCCCACAGCACUCUCUGCUGUUGAUGGUCUGGAUUCCACCACUCGGAUCCACAGAACAUCCUUCUCAGACAUCGAGGAUGGAUCCUGUGUCCCACUGCUACAGACAAAGUCCGUCCGGCUCAGGGACCUGGACUCUGCGCUCUUGGCCGAGGUCAAGGAUGUGCUGAUUCCCCAUGAACGGGUGGUCACCCAUAGUGACCGAAUCAUUGGCAAAGGCCACUUUGGAGUUGUCUACCAUGGAGAAUACACAGACCAGGUCCAGAAUCGAAUCCAUUGUGCCAUCAAGUCACUGAGUCGCAUCACAGAGGUGCAGGAGGUGGAGGCCUUCCUUCAAGAGGGGCUGCUAAUGCGUGGUCUGCACCAUCCGAAUGUGAUGGCUCUCAUUGGUAUCACAUUGCCACCUGAGGGGCUACCCCAUGUGCUGCUGCCCUAUAUGUGCCACGGAGACCUGCUCCAUUUCAUCCGCUCACCUCAGCGGAACCCCACCGUGAAGGACCUCAUCAGCUUUGGCCUGCAGGUAGCCUGUGGCAUGGAGUACCUAGCAGAGCAGAAGUUUGUGCACAGGGAUCUGGCUGCGCGGAACUGCAUGCUGGAUGAGUCAUUCACAGUCAAAGUGGCUGACUUUGGUCUGGCCCGCGAUGUCCUGGACAAAGAGUACUAUAGUGUUCAACAGCACCGCCAUGCUCGCCUACCUGUCAAGUGGAUGGCACUGGAGAGCCUGCAGACCUAUAGAUUUACCACCAAGUCUGAUGUGUGGUCGUUUGGUGUGCUGCUAUGGGAACUGCUGACACGGGGCGCCCCACCAUACCCCCACAUCGACCCUUUCGACCUCACCCACUUCCUUGCCCAAGGUCGGCGCCUGCCCCAGCCUGAGUAUUGCCCCAAUUCUUUGUACCAAGUGAUGCAGCGAUGCUGGGAGGCAGACCCAGCAGCGAGACCUACCUUUGGAGCACUAGUGGGGGAAGUGGAGCGGAUAGUGUCUGCACUACUUGGGGAUCAUUAUGUGAAGCUGCCAGCAACCUAUGUGAACCUGGGCCCUGGCACCUCAGAUGAGGUGAAUGUGCUCCCAGAACAGCCACAGUCCACACCCACGCACAGGAGCACGUGGCGGCCCCGGCCCCUCUCAGAGCCACCUCGUCCUACUUGACCUAAUCCCUGGGCUGGACCUGCUUAGCAGCCUGAAGCUAACCCCAAGUUGCCUCUCAGCCAUUCCAGGCUGGAGGGCAGUGGGCCUCCACCUUAUCCCUGCCCUUUAACCUUCAGAGGUGAUAGGUGAGCAGGGCAUAUUAGGUCUUUCACUCCACAGAGUGAGCCCGUUAGGGCAGUCCUUCUGCAACAUGUAUUUUAUGGAGUGCUUGCUGUGUACCUUGCCUGCUGGGCACAGGAGACUCAGCAGUGACCAUACAGACACUGACCCUCGAACCAGUAAAGGAAAAAAAUGAAUGUUUAAGUACAAAUUGUGAUAAGUGAUGUAAAGG
Lemur catta (Ring-tailed lemur) is the source of this 4874-nucleotide messenger RNA. RefSeq names its product macrophage stimulating 1 receptor (gene MST1R). Bases 269 to 4543 code for a protein of 1424 amino acids. Gene Ontology annotation, molecular function: transmembrane receptor protein tyrosine kinase activity; ATP binding; protein binding. Gene Ontology annotation, biological process: multicellular organism development; nervous system development; phagocytosis. Lineage: Eukaryota; Metazoa; Chordata; Mammalia; Primates; Lemuridae. The record is from RefSeq and is a predicted model, not a curated record. The transcript is spliced from 19 exons. Gene Ontology annotation, cellular component: signaling receptor complex; membrane.